AUGAGAACCCUCUGGCUGAUGCCCCUGUUGGGGCUCUGCUCAACAUCCAUCGCGAGACGUAACGAGCAGGUGGAUGACAUCCUCCGAUGGAUACAUGGCCCGACUCCGGAUACUGCACCAUGGACCGCCCAAGACGGCGGAUCUCCGGAAAAGCCUUCGACAAACGUUCACGCCAGGUCAUCGGCAGGGUACCGGUUUCUCAACCGUUCCACUGAGAAGUUUGCCGUAAACGGAACAAAUGUACCAGAUGUUGCCUACGACGUUGGAGAGUCUUACGCCGGCCUGCUUCCCAUUACCGAUAUGAAGGACGAGCGCGACCACUUGUACUUUUGGUUCUUCCCGACCGUCAACGAAGAACACAAGGAGAAGAAGGAAAUUGUCGUUUGGCUCAACGGAGGACCCGCGUGCUCCUCCCUGCUCGGCUUCCUUCAAGAAAAUGGCCCCUUUCUCUGGCAACCGGGCACGCGGAAGCCGGUGAAAAAUCCGUGGAGUUGGCAUGAGCUCACCAACGUCGUGUGGAUUGAGCAACCCGUAUCCGUUGGCUUCUCCAAGGGCACGUCAACAGUAAAGAACGAAGACGAUGUCGCUCGGCAGUUCAUGGGCUUCUGGAAGAACUUCGUCGAUACCUUUAGCCUGCAGGGUUAUAAGGUGUACAUUGCAGCUGAGUCGUAUGGAGGCAUUUAUGGCUCAUUCAUAUCGAGCCACAUGAUCAACGCCAACGACAGCAAGUACUUUGACGUCGGUGGCAUGAUCAUCUACAACGGCAUUGUUUUUGAUGAAAUGGUCCAGUCCAAUGUCAUUAUACCAAGCUUUGUAGAGCAGCACCACAACCUGCUAGCCCUCGACGACGCGACAAUGCGGCAGAUUCGCACGACAUCCGAAGCGUGCGGCUUCGGGGCCUAUGAACGAAAGUAUCUAACCUAUCCACCUUCCGGACCGGCGCCAAUAUACCCGCCGCCCGGACAAGUACCCCCCAACGGCACGGUGCAGGCCGAUUGUGAAUCCCUCUUCUACUUCAUCUACACCAAGGCCGUUGCCGCCAACCCUUGCUUCAGUGUAUACAACAUAGGAGACCGCUGCCCGAAGGUGCACGAUCCGCUCCUCGAGGAGCCGUACUUUGAUCGUCAGGACGUCAAAAUGGCCAUUAACGCGCCCCUCGACGUGAAGUGGUCGCGAUGCACACGGCAAGUCUUCAACCUCUCUCACAUGGACGAGUCCCUGCCGCCCGGAAACUACGAGCUGCCCAAUGUGAUCGAUCGGACCAAUAAUGUGAUACUCGCACACGGAUUCAUGGAUGCCGUCCUUCCUCUCAACGGUCUCCUGCUGGGCAUACAAAACAUGACAUGGGGGAGCCUCCUUGGUUUCCAGACGAGACCGAGCGACCCAUUCUACGUGCCCCUCUACGGCUUCGACCAUGGCAGAGGAAAGUACUAUGGCGAGAGCAACCCGGGGGGCUCGGGCGUCGUCGGCACCUCUCACCACGAGCGCGGACUCACCCUUGUUGUAACACAGCUUGCCGGGCACCAGGGUCCCGCCUCCGCGCCGGCUUCUGCCUUUCGCCACCUCGAGAAACUCCUGGGUAGGGUACGCAACCUGAGCAGCGCAAUACCCUUCACUCUCCCUGGGCUUUUGAACGUGACACAGAUGACGGAACCGCUGGGCAAGGGGACAGUUGCUAUCCCGUGCAUGGAAAGGGGCUGCUGA
Messenger RNA from Drechmeria coniospora, 1704 nucleotides. RefSeq names its product serine-type carboxypeptidase. NCBI's taxonomy places the organism in Eukaryota, Fungi, Ascomycota, Sordariomycetes, Hypocreales, Ophiocordycipitaceae. Gene Ontology annotation, biological process: proteolysis. The transcript has 3 exons. Bases 1 to 1704 code for a protein of 567 amino acids. Gene Ontology annotation, molecular function: serine-type carboxypeptidase activity. The record is from RefSeq and is a predicted model, not a curated record.